AUGAGGUUGGAGCAGUCCUUGCCUCUCUUGGGACUCCUGCUGUGCAUGGUUGGCACCGCAGCUCAGCAGGUUGGCCCACCUUCCAAUAAAGAAUUCCUGGUGGAGAUUUCCAGCACCACGGUGACAAUCACAUGUCCCUUGACUGAAGGCAGCAUAGCCUGGGAGUUAACUGGAAAAAAAUCAGACAACAAGGAGAGGAAGUACGUUAUAGAGAAUCACAACAGCUCUCCUGUCAACGUCAGUUGUUCAUCAGGCAGUGAGAAGUAUGAAAUGUACCUGAAUGCCAGAGUGUGUGCAAACUGUGAGGAGCUGGACACCUUGGCAGUGACCGGGAUCAUCACUGCGGAUCUUCUCAUCACCUUUGGGGUGCUGAUUCUGGUCUAUUACUUCAGCAAAGACAGGAAGGGGAGAGCAAGCACUAGUGCUGGCAGUCGGCCACGAGGUCAAAAGAUGCAGCGUCCUCCUCCUGUUCCAAACCCAGACUACGAGCCCAUCCGGAAAGGCCAGCGUGAAGUGUAUGCAGGCUUGGAAUCCAGGGGCUUCUGA
Molecule: messenger RNA, 546 nt
Organism: Antrostomus carolinensis (chuck-will's-widow)
Lineage: Eukaryota; Metazoa; Chordata; Aves; Caprimulgiformes; Caprimulgidae
Gene: CD3E
Product: CD3 epsilon subunit of T-cell receptor complex
Exons: 6
Coding region: 1-546 (181 amino acids)
Biological process (GO): positive thymic T cell selection; cell surface receptor signaling pathway
Cellular component (GO): membrane; alpha-beta T cell receptor complex; external side of plasma membrane
Molecular function (GO): transmembrane signaling receptor activity
Source: RefSeq, a predicted model, not a curated record